GGAUUCCAAAGAUUGAGUUAGGCGAAAAGAAAAAUUGGAAAAUAUGUGCAUUUCGCAAAACAAAAAAAAAGACACAAUUUGACCUCCAACCCGGUACCUUGUGGCGGUCGACCCGGCGAGUGCGUGCGGCCCGUUUUUCUCACCGGGUCAGAGUCAGGUUGACAACCUUGCUCCAAAAUAAAUAAUUUCCGUCCCCCCAAUAUCCGCUGCUCUCUUUCGUCUUUCUUUCAUUUUCUUUCCACGCUGCGCAUCUUCCUUCGCCCCCGGCAAACUAUUUACCAACACCGAAAAAGGAAAAAGAAAAACAGAAAAAGACUUUUCCAUCACUCUCUCUUCUCCAGCCGGCCCUCCAGUUCCUCGCUCGCUUCACAACAAACCAGCCGAGAUAUGAUCCCUCCUCCACCUCCGCGAUUCUGAUCCCUCCUCCAAUUUCUCUCCCUCUCCCUCUCCCAAUCCGAUUCCUUUUGCCCUCCUCACUAACCCUAAGAUUCCAGAAGAGGAGGUGGUGAACAAGGCAGGCCCCGCCGCCGCUCACUUCCAGAUGGCGACCACUACCAGCCUCACCGGCGGCGGCGGUGACGAUCGGGUCAUGGCCACCGCUCAGCAGAUCGUCAAGAGCCUCAACACGCCCGCCAACGUCAGAGAAGACAUGCUCCUAAUUUUCUCCAGCUUCGACAACCGCCUCUCCAACAUCACCGAUUUGAUCGACGACGACGAGCGCAAGGCCCGCUCCAAGCUCGACGCCGCCGAGCAGGUCAUUAUGCGCUGGGAUUCGUCUCGCACCGCUCUCCCGUCCUGGUGCGACUGUCCCGAGGACGCGGUCGACUACUUGACUGCCGUUGACGAGGUCCUCGACCUGCUCGACGACCUCUCCUUUAAGGAUGCCAGCAUCGAGGCCGUCGACCGGGCCGAGACCGCCGUCCAGGUUGCUAUGACCAGGCUCGAGGAGGAGUUUCGCCACAUCCUCACCAGGAACACUGUCCCGCUCGAUGCCGAGAGGCUCUACGGAUCCAUACGCAGGGUUUCUCUCUCCUUUGUGGGUAACGAGGGGGAGAUCAUCGACGACGAAUUCGAGAGUUUCGGUGAGGUCGAUAGCGCACGUGACAGCGGCUAUUUCCACGAGCGGGGGGUUAGUUUGGGCGAUGAUAUUUGUGUGGAUUUGAUUAACCCUGAUGCUGUUGGGGAGCUGAGGGAGAUCGCUGAUCGAAUGAUCCGUUCUGGGUACGAGAAAGAGUGUGUUCAGGUUUACUCCAGUGUCAGGAGGGAGGUUUUGGACGAGUGUUUGGCUAUCUUGGGCGUUGAGAAGCUUAGCAUAGAAGAGGUUCAGAGGAUUGAAUGGAAAGUGUUGGAUGAGAAGAUGAAGAAAUGGGUGCAGGCUGUGAAGAUUGGAGUAAGGGUUCUUCUCACUGGGGAGAAGAGGCUGUGUGAUCAGAUCUUCAGCACCUCCGAUUCCGCGAGGGAGAUUUGUUUCAAUGAGAAUGCUAAAGGGUGUAUAAUGCAGCUGCUGAAUUUUGGGGAGGCUGUUGCUAUAGGGAGGAGAUCAUCAGAGAAACUCUUUAGGAUCUUGGAUAUGUAUGAUGUACUGAGUGUUGUUAUUCCAGACUUGGAGAUGAUGGUGACAGAUGGUUUCUUGUGUGGUGAGGCAAAGGGUGUUCUAUCUGGACUUGGAGAAGCUGCUAAAGGGACUUUCUCAGAGUUUCAGAGCGCCGUGCAGAACGAGGCUUCCAGGAAGCCUAUGUUAAGCGGGGAGAUUCAUCCGCUGACACGGUAUGUGAUGAACUAUGUGAAACUAGUAGUGGAUUAUAGCCAUACAUUGAAUUCCCUCUUUGCGGAGAGUGAUGAGGAUGAAUCUAGUGGUGGCUCGGGUUCACAUACUGAUGAUGGUGAGGAGAAUGCAACUCCAAUAUCAAGGAGGGUUUUGGCCCUGUUGUCGAUCCUGGAGUCAAAUCUCGAGGAGAAAUCUAAGUUAUACGAGGAUGGUGCUAUGCACUACAUAUUCCUUAUGAACAAUAUUCUGUACAUUGUGCAGAAAGUAAAAGACUCAGAACUCAUUAAGGUGGUGGGAGAUCAGUGGGUUCGAAAACGGCGUGGCCAGAUACGUCAGUACGCGACAUCUUAUCUUAGGGCUGCUUGGAGUAGGGCUUUGUCAUGUUUGAAGGAUGAAGGGAUUGGCGGGAGCUCGGGUAGUGCGUCGAGAGUGGCUUUGAAAGAGAGGUUUAAGAGUUUCAACGCAUGGUUUGAAGAUAUAUACAGGGUUCAGACAGGAUGGAAGGUCCCGGAUCCUCAGCUCCGCGAAGAGCUAAGAAUCUCUAUAUCUGAAAAGGUGAUACCUGCUUACCGGGCGUUUUUGGGACGGUUUGGAAGCCAUCUCGAGAGCGGGAAGCAUUCAGGGAAGUACAUAAAGUUCACACCAGAAGAUCUGGAGAAUUAUGUACCUGAUCUAUUUGAAGGGACACCUCUUGUGAUUCACCACUUGAGAAGAAAGAGUUAGUAGGAAGGAUAAAGUCUUGGUGGCUUGGGUGACAGGAUAUCAGUCACUUGCUUAAGACUUAAGAGGAAGGAACAGAGUUUCCCGCUCUCAAUGUACGCCUGAUAAUAUGUUUUUUUCUUUCUUCUUUUUCGUUUUGUUCAUUACUUGUUGGUUAUUGUCAAUGCUUGAGCAAACAAACAAACAAACAAACAGAUGCUCUUCCUGAAAGUCGAAACAGUCUCUGAAUGCUGUGUUUUAAGUUUGUUGUACAUGUAAUAUAGAAUACUCUCAAGAAAGCCAUUAUCAUUUUGCCAACCAAUAUUGCAGCUGGUUUUUGGUCUUGGAAGAAUGUAAGUGGUUAAGGAGGGAUGUAAGAUAUUUGACUCGUAUGGGAAUCCAAGUUGACAGAUUCUUCUCAGUGGUUGCAGAUUUAGGAUGCUAUGCCAUUGAUGAAGUAAGUUAGCAAUACCAUGUGCUUCUCAUGUCAUGUCAACCUAGCUCGUUUUGCAGUUGAGAAGUAUGGUGGAUCUGCAAACACCGCUCUCUCCUCUUCAGAUGCAGUUGUGCCCUCUGCGCGUGUGGAUGAGAUAUCUUUGCUACGUGAAUGAGAUCCAGUAGUCACAUAGAUGAUGGGAGUCUUUGGUACGGGUGUGUUGGUUAGUAACCACUCGAUCAUUGUCUGUUUAGGCAGCCUACUCGCACAGGCUAUGGUUAACGUGGCAAAAUGGGUUUGGUUGCGAGGCUUUUUUUCCAGUAGGGGCCAGGACAGGACAGGACAGGUCAGGUCAGGUCAGUUGGGAAGCAGCGGAUUUCAUAAGACAGGUGGACGAACUGGAGCAUUGAUUGCCCACCGCAAUCAGAGUCCGCAGGCACUCAAUAAUGCUGCAACCGGAAAAAGAACGUGCACUUGUCUGCCUGGCUACCUAGUCGGUUUUGUUGCUCUGCCGCUCCACACCAAAAAAACAACACUCCCUACCAUCCUGCCGCUUCUCUCGUCGGCCUUUUAUGUUUCUCAGCCGAGUUGAAUCUUGUAAGUUAUCGGUACCGACUACUACUUCUAAUAAAGGUGAAGUGUAAUC
Messenger RNA from Linum trigynum, 3549 nucleotides. The record is from the annotation of a GenBank genome assembly. NCBI's taxonomy places the organism in Eukaryota, Viridiplantae, Streptophyta, Magnoliopsida, Malpighiales, Linaceae.